GGGAGAGUGUGAGAGAAAGAAAAAGCCUAGUGAGUCUGAAUAGCACUGCACAACCAACCAACCCAGUGAGUGAAUGGCUUUUGUCAAGGUAGUACUCAAUGGACGAAUCAUAUGAGCAGGUUAGCUCUUUAUAUUCUACAAGGAAUGCAAGAAUUCAAAGGAAAAUGAUAACAGUGGGAGAGGGGAUGUGAUGGUCAUCAGCUACUUGACCAGUUUUCUCGAUUGGAAAACAAGAGAUUGGUUCCAUCGCAAGACUUGACCUCUUUAAUGUAUGUUAAUCAGAUGGCUGGCUUUUGAGUCUACAUUUAUUAUGUAUGCUGCUGUUCUGUGCAUAGCAAAUGCACACGUUGGCUGUGCUUCGAACUCAGAGUAACCACCGCAAGUUACAUUAUAUACGUGCAUGUAUGUGCAUGCGAUUGAGAUUUUGACACAAACUUAUUGAGUGGGAUGGCAGGCACAUUUGUAAAUGAGUGAACAACCUAAGAUGUUAAGCCACCAUGAGUCUGGAAGUGUAUAGGUUCUUAGCUGAUAGCGGAGGGAGUCAGCUUUCGGAACGACCUCCAGUACCUGGAGAAGAGACUGAGGAUAGAGGUAGUGUGUCAUCGAGUGUUAAAAGUGGGAAGCAAAGUGACCAGUCAGCAGGUACUCCAAGACGGUCAAAUUUGAAGGAUGCCACUUUUAAAGGAGGAAUGUUGGAAGGGGCACCACUUGGUUUCGAACCAGAAGGUUCGGCAUCUGUGACGCCGCCGUACACAAGAUGGACAGAAUCCUUGCAUGCAUUGCUUUCGGACGAGGAUGGGAUUCAGCUUUUCAAACACUAUCUUAUUCAGGAAGGUGCAGAGAACCCUCUGUUAUUCUGGCUUGCCACGCAAGGAUUCAAGAAGAAGUCUGAUAGUGAUCCUGUCAGAACUGAUCUUGCGAAACUAAUUUAUAGAAGAUUUAUCAAGAAAGAUGGACAACAGGUCGUAAGGCUGCAUGGCUCGACAAGGAACCAUGUAGCAGAAUCAAUAAGAACUAACAAAGUAGACAGUAAUCUGUUUGAUGCAUCGCAGAUGGAAGUAGAGGAAUACAUGCGGGAGACAUCCUAUCCUAUGUUCCUCAAGUCAGAUGUUUAUGUGCAAUAUGUGAAUAAUGGUGGGGUUAGUCCUAAGAGUUCUGAAGGAUGCUCCAGUAAUGGUAGUAAUAGUCAUCCUGCACAGGCAGGCUACCUCCCAACUUUGCCGGAGGAUUCAGAACUUUCAGACCUUCCACAAGCGGGGUCUCUCACAGCAGAUCUCUUGUUGAGGAGUAGUCAUCACAGGCAUAAUACAGACAGAUAUCAGGACAGAUUAUACCCUGGAUUAUUAGGUAGUCAGAAUCCAUAUCACCCAGGCUGCGCAGCCAUAGCACCUGCAACGUCAAACAAUGAUUCUGAGUUACAAUCUCUGAGCAGUGAUGCUAUCUCAGACGACACCAUGUCUCUAACAGACUCCAGUGUGGAUGGUUUUCCAGUAAGGUCGAGGCAGCAACAGAAGAGGAGACAGAAGCGAAAUAUGAAAUAUAAUAUCAGACAGAAUGGAAAAGUAAUGACUCAUCUUCCUUGUCCGCGUGCUCAUCCUAGAGAACUACCACCAACAGACCCGGUUGAAUUCGCAAAGAAAUUAACUGAGAAGUUAGAGAAGGUUCUUGCAGAAAGGGAAGCUAAAGAAAGACUUGCUGCCAAAUUACGCAAAGUUGAGGAAGAGGAACAUGAGUGUAAAACACCGGCAUCAACGACCAUGAGGGCUCCUGGCAACCAAAUAUUCCCCGUCCAUGAUUUUGUGGAGGAUGACCCUAAUAGUAUUCUGGAGGACCAUAUGUCUAGGGUGUUCAGAGACUCAAACCGGCAUACGCCGCGUUCCCAGUCACCCGAUCAUCAUAGGAAUAAAAUGCCGCCCUCUAUGGCCAACGUGCCCCAGGUCUCGUUACAUCCGAAACAGAUCACAUCCCACCCACAUCAUAGUAGACAUCACAUGUCAAAAUCCCAGAAAGAACUCAUAGUGCCACCCAAUAUGGCCAGCGUUGGUUUGGCUGAGACGCCGUACAUGACGUACAUUGAGGAUAAUGUGAGACAUAAAAAAAGAAGUAGUAAAAAGUCUGACAUUUCAUCUAUUUCUAAAACAACAGACAGUGGAAUUUAUGAAGGACCACCAUCAUUGCCAUCAGAUUCAGAGAAUUCCAUGAAACGUGUUGCUGAUUGGAUCCGAGAGGGUGACGAACAGCCUGAUCCAAGGUUAGCAACUCAACCUAUGCAUCAUAAGCAGAGACAUCGAAUGCAUCCCGAGCAUAACAAUACUAUGACAAUGUCAACAAUGUCAAAGAAGCCAGUCCAAUAUAACACAUCCCGACCCAACUCAAUGGAGCGUGAAAGGACACAUACACCAACCACUAACCUGGCAAAGAGAAGUUCACCUCACCUUCCUAAGCAACCUUUCAUCCAGGAUCCUAAGAUGCCUCUGAUGCAACCACCGGAACCAUUGACAGUCUUGGAAGAAGCUAGGAGAAGGAUUGAUAUGUCUAGUAGACAACAAAGAAUGAUCAGUAAAACCAGUGAUCCUCGUAAGGAGAAAAGGCCUGGUAUGAUGCCUACCAUGCCGUCAUCAAUGUCAGGUCAGACGAGAUCGACGAUGCCCACGAGUAUCUCUGAUAACCAGAUAUAUCCGGGUCUCUCUAGACCUCCUACCACUGGAGGGAAGCGGCCCACCUCCUCGUCUUCCUCCAGUAAAAGCCGGCCCACCUCGUCAAGUGGUACUAUGGAGAAGAAGGUCCAACCAAGUAUCACCAUUGCGUACUAUCUCUGUAAUGAUCCUAUUCCAUAUAGGACAAGCUUACCGGGAUCUGAGAUCACUCUGAGACAGUUCAAGGCUCUCAUCUCAAAGAAGGGUACUUACAGGUACACAUUUAAGAUGCCAAGCACUGAAUUUGAAUCUGGAGUAGUUCAUCAGAUCUUAGUAGACGAUGAUGCAGUAUUGCCUCUGUAUGAAGGGAAAGUGGUAGGCAAGGUGGAGUCAGUGGAUGACAACUAAACAUGUUACCAUGGCAACCAAACCAACCCUAAGUACAAGAUGACGUAACCAAGAGGGAUGUCAACUUACAUGAACUAUGCACUCCUCUCUGGAUAUCCAUUGAUACAUCGUCAUGACAAAAAAAGGAUUGGAAUUUCUUCAUAUGGCAACAAAAAAAUCCCAAGAUAGACUUGGGAGGAUUUUUCAGCUACGUAUUUUCUGCAAGAAAAAAAAACUUACGAAACAGGAUAUAGUAAUAACUUUUUAUACUUGAUGAUAUUUUAUCACUGUAGCAACUUUCUCAGGCGACUUAACAUAAGGAAUUCGAGCAAGGUGUUUUUUUCCUGCUAUUCUCAGUAACCAUGACAAAGGGUGAAACUAUGUUUCCUGGUGUUAUAUUGAAUAUAUCUUUUUUUUUUUUUUAAUAUAUCUUGAUUUAUUGGGAUUGGGUCUCAUUGAAUUAAAUCAUGCUCAUACUAUGGCAAGGGCACUACAUGAUAUUUAUAUAAAUCUAACUGAUAAUUGGGCUGAGUCAGGAUAUCAUUCCAUUGCAUAACUGGUGGACACACAGGACCACCCGGUUCCAGUAGACAAUAGGUUUACCCAUCAAUUCCUGACUUUGGUGAUUCCCACAUGCAUUGUACACAUGGUUCCAUUAGACAAUGGGAUAAGUUUGAAUUCAUUGUACACUUCAAUCUUUAAUUGUGUUCAUGCCUUGUAUGAUGAUGCUGUGGGGGAAUGUGCCAUAUUCUAUUAAAUCAGAUUUUUAAAUCCAUUUUGCGCUUUGGAAGUACAAUUUGAAUUUCAACUUGACUAUUUUUAAUCGAAAAAAAACAACAACCCGAAAGCAACCUACUUAAACAAAAAAUGAUCUUUCUACUACCUGUCAAUGCCAUGAUACUGCUUAGUCACUACUGAAAAACAGGAGUCUAUCUGCCAUAAUAAUGGGAAACCCCCCAAAAGAUGUAAUCUAAUAGACUUAUUAUCCACACUAUCAAAUGACAGAAUCAGGUCUUAAAAUCUUCUCUUUUCAUUUUGUUCAAAUUUUAAACUUUGAUGAGUGAUUUAGAUCUCAUUUGAAGAUUAUAUGCUAAAAAACCGAACCAUUUCCUUUGCUGAAUUCAGGUUUAAUACCAUCAUUCUUCUACACUCAUUAAAUAGCAUGAUGGGAUAUACUUUAUAACAUCUCAGACCAUCCUACCUCAGAUUGUUUUAUUAGGUCUUAUUAUAAAUGCAUUAUGGAAGUGAUGUUAUGAUGUCAGGCUGCAUUUUUACAUUUAUUCGUAUUGUGUUUUAUUUUUUUGAUUUGUGCAUGCUUUUUAGGAUAUUUUUCAUCGUUGUUUUGAAAGAAAACUAGAGAUCGUCGUUUUGUUUUCAGGAAGCAUAUUGACAGUGAUGAGUGUCUUUCACUGACAAAUUUCCUCAUAGCCAAUAGGAUACAAUGAUUUGAUAAAAAAUUAUGAAGUGUUCCAGUGAUUCUUGAAACUGUCAGUUUUGUUUCCUGCUAAACAGAACAAAAAUUAUGAGUGUGAAAUAUAUAUUUUACAAAUGAUGUCACACACAGAGGAUAGUGUUUCAAGAUUUUGGCACGACUUAGUACAUGUAUAUGAUAUCCACUUUGCAAAGGAAAACGAAUGUUUGGAUUUUAUUGUUGAUGAACUGGUAUUGAACCUUCCAUAAAACUCUACUUAGGAGAUAUGAUAUUGUUAUGUUCAUCAUCAUUUUUCCAAGUCAUGCGGUCUUGAUGAUCAUUUGUUGUCUAUUUAGGUCAUUUCAAGUUCAGCAAUGGUGUAGAUCCAUCACCUGAUCUUGAGUUUACAUAAAUGAUUCAAACCACAUUAUUGACAUCUCAACACCAAGUAAGAUUCGUAGUAGGACUAGUCUUAUUUUCAAAAGGUCAACAUCAAACUUGUAAUCAAACACAAAACUUGAAAUCACUCCUACUUGACAAUUGCCUUUCCACCUAUCAAUUUGAAAAUGUUUUUCAAAAUGCAGAUAUCAAGUCUGUAAUAUGUAUAUGAGGUCAAUGUUGAUGCAAGUUUACAGGGUGUGUUUGUCUGGUGUUUGGCUCAAUGCACAUUAUGACAGGUAAUUGGGUUAACAUAAGAUUAUACCCAUUAACCAAUUCUAGUAAGAGGAAUGAUGUACCAGGGUAAAAAUUGUAUUUUCUCCUUGAAGAUUUCAUUAUCCUGGAAUAUGAAACAAUUUUUGGUCAAGACAUUCAAUGAAAGGGAUGUUCAGUGAGUUUCAGUAACUUUUUCAUUUUUUAAGUCAUAGCUUCUUAUUGCAUGUCAUGCUUGUUUUAAUUAAGAUCUCAGGGAGUAAAUGAUAAAGUAAAACUUACUUUAGCAGUCAUCUGUGUGGGAGAACCACCUGUCUUUAAAAAACAAUUGUUUCCCUUGAAUAAUUUCCUAUUGAUACUUAAUCAACUGAUCCUUUCCAUAAAGAUCCUCUGCUUACAAAAAUUACUUGUGUUCAGACAUGUUUCUCUCAUAAUGAAUCAUCUGCAGUUAAUAGAAGUAACAUGCUAUUAAAGUUGGAAGUUGAUAACUAUUCACAUGUAAGCAAAGAUAUCCCUAAAUGCAUACUACCAGGGUCAUAUUUUUUUCUUCAAAAUAGACAUGAUGUGCAUGUGACAUCUUGCCAAAAGAAAUCCCUGGAGUUAAUUGAGAGUAAAACCCCUCAUUUUCCCCUCGGUGUAUCCAGCUUGAGAAGUAUAUUUUAUUACAACAAAAGCACAUACAAAACCUGACUUUAUCAGUGUAAAUGGGUCCAAUGGUGAAGAUUUGUACUUGUGAUUUUUGUAUGUAAUUAAAGGUACUUAAUCUUGAAGAUUACAAUUAGUUUUCAUGUAUUCACGUCAAAUGAAAGGGAUAAUACCAUGGAAGCUAUUUAUAAUACAAUGUAUUCUCUUCUAGUAGCUAGUUUAUUACAGAUCAUAUAUUACAAUAAUGAAUAAUCUCCCUCCUGAAAUUAAGAAUCAUUCUAUGUACGAUACAAAACUAAUAAAACUGUCUUUUUUCCUAAACAUUUCAUAUUAGUGUAUCAUACAGCCUUUUGAAAGGUUAAGAAUAUUUGUAAUUAAAAUACCAGCUUAGUAUGCAAAUGCUUUUAUUUUUUAAAGUAUCCAAUAAAACAAGAUUUUUAGCAGAGUUUGCUGUCAAUAUAUAAUGUGGGAGGUCAGUUAUGAGGUGUUUUUUACCAUGAUGGGGUUGUUAUAUCUCAAGAAUUUGAGCUCUUUAAGUAUUUCUGAUAAUCACCUAUAUUCCUCAUGGAAGAUUAUAAUGGUUUGUGGAAUGUCACUGUCCCUUGCAGAAUAUUUGAAUCCCACAGUAAAUGGGUAGUGUUAAAUGGAUGUACUGUAUGCAUAUUUAUUAUUACAACCAUUGACAAAGGUUAAAAAAAAAAUUAAAAUCUUGUGUAGAUGAUUCUGAAUAUAUGAUAACUGAAAUUAAGAUAACUAAUUAAAUGACAUUAUGAUUUGUCUAUAAAGCUCAUAAGUUAUGCAGUAUCUUCAUGGAAUGGAACAUGGAUUUGGUGUCAAGUUAUAUUUUGAUCAUUUAGGUGCCCAUCGGCCAACAUUGAAUAUUUUUGGAGAUUAAAAAAAAUCAAAUUUAGACGAGGGUUAUAGGAAAUUCAGUUUUGUUUUGUGAAACAUUGAGGUAUCUCAUUUCGCACCGCAGUGUGUUCCAGCCAUUUGUAAAAUCACCACCCCCCCCCCUGCUUAAUGUAACUGGUGUAUUAAUUCACAGCAGUAUAAUAAAUAAAAUCCCUUUUAAACUUCAAAUGAAAGAAAGAAAAACUAUGCAAGAAGAAAAGAAGACGUCCUGAAUCCUCUUUUCUGAUUUUUUAAAAGGCUAUUUGUUAUCUUGUUUUAUAUGUUUAUAGGUUAAAAAAGAAUUAUGCCAAAAUAGUGUUUUGUUUUCGUAAGAAAAUUCUGACUGAUCAUUUCUAUGAAAUGCCUCAGAUGAGAGGACAGAUUUUGUUUUGUUUUUAAGAUGAAGAAAGAUGUUUUCUACUGAAUAAUGUAUUGUAUAGGCAGACAAUACUAAUUGAUAAUUAUAAAAGAAAAAGAAGAGACAAACUGCCUCCUAUGUAUGGUGAUUGUAUUUUUAUAUUCAUAUAUUUAUAGGAAAAGUAUUGAUUCUCCCAUAUCCUCUCUUAGUUUAUCAACAGUAUCGCCUAGUAUUAAACAAUGUAAUUGCCUAUGGGCAUUGUUAAGAAAAUCAUGAAAAUUGUCUUAUUUCUCUCUCCUUUGAUCACACCACAGUUAUCAUCAUUAUUUGUUAUUUAUCUUUAUUUGCCAAAUGGUAGUCCUUUCAUAAUAUCAGUAGGUUACCAUUCACAGAAAAUAAGGUGAUUUUUUUUUUAAUUAUGACACUUUGCGCAUACUUAAGCUUUGCCAUUUUCUCUCUCGUUACAGCUGAUAAAUUGACUCUCGUAAUAACUUUCAUGAAAACGUUUGUAUCUUUUUAAAUUUCAGUUCCCAAUGCAUGAACUGCUAUCACUCAUAUGAUAUUCAAAUUAUAAGUAAAUGAGAGUAUGAUUUUUAAUGACUAUCGUUUUUUUUUCAAUAUAUUUUAAGAUGGUUUCAUCAUAGUUCAAUUCUAGACAUGAUCCAUUUUGAGUUAAAUUUAAAGUCUUCAUUUUAUCCAGAAAGUUGGAAUUUGUAUGGUGCCAAAAUGUAAUUUGCCAUAUGAAAAGGACUUUAGAAUCGUGGAAGUAAAUGAUAUUAGAAGCAGAAUGCUUCCCAGGAUUAUUUAAAUAAAUAAAUCAAUGCUCAGUUUUCCAUUUUCAUUCAUAAAUUUCCAUCUCUUUAAAAUCUGUAUCUCAUAUUUGAUUGGAUUAAGAUCUGUUACCUAUACCUCCUUUUUUGUAUUCCAUAUCCAAACAUUAACAACAUCCAUGUCCAAUUUGCAGAUAUAUGACCUCAGUUCAAUUUUUUUUGGUCAGCUAUAUUCUUAAAUUUGUCAUGGAAAACUAGUAAAUGACAGUUUUACAAUUCAGAUUUAGGAAGUUUUUCCUUUUUAUCCUAAUGUACAAUUUCUAACCUCAACCUAUAGCAUGUGCUAAGCCAGUGUGUAUAUUUUUUCUCUCUCUUCUAAUGACUGUUUUAUAUUGUAUGUUAGGUUAUGCCAAAAGUUCUCUUAAAUUAUUAUUUUUUUUUAAUUCUCUGAUGGAAAUAUGCUAACAGUAUACAAUCUACCACAAUUAAGAAUAUGUACAUGUACUACUUUUGUACCAGUAAAUUGUGAUAUGAUAGAAAAAUAGAUAAAAUAUGAAUUCUUCAUUUUUUAUGAAGAAUUUGAUUUAAAAAAAACCUGAUGGUAUCUUUGGAGGCUUUGCCUACCUAUGUUACCUAUAUACCUGUAAAUAAAGAUGACUAUUAAAUGUGCUAUAUUUUUAAGCAUUACACAAAUAAA
This is a messenger RNA of Lytechinus pictus (painted urchin), 8446 nucleotides long. Its product is annotated as axin-1-like. Lineage: Eukaryota; Metazoa; Echinodermata; Echinoidea; Temnopleuroida; Toxopneustidae. Bases 498 to 3044 code for a protein of 848 amino acids. The transcript is spliced from 11 exons. Gene Ontology annotation, biological process: positive regulation of proteasomal ubiquitin-dependent protein catabolic process; positive regulation of protein kinase activity; negative regulation of canonical Wnt signaling pathway. Gene Ontology annotation, molecular function: beta-catenin binding; molecular adaptor activity; protein kinase binding. The record is from RefSeq and is a predicted model, not a curated record. Gene Ontology annotation, cellular component: nucleus; beta-catenin destruction complex; plasma membrane.